Molecule: messenger RNA, 1086 nt
Organism: Nanorana parkeri
Lineage: Eukaryota; Metazoa; Chordata; Amphibia; Anura; Dicroglossidae
Gene: ARL6IP6
Product: ADP ribosylation factor like GTPase 6 interacting protein 6
Exons: 5
Coding region: 120-770 (216 amino acids)
Source: RefSeq, a predicted model, not a curated record
UAAGAGACGCUCCGUGAUUGGCCAGUCCGAAGGUGUAGCCUGUCUGGCUUCACGAGCGGGAGUUCUUGCUAGAGUUUUUACAAUACAGCGGCUCCAGGAGCGAUUAACAAGGUUUCUGGAUGGACACCUCUUAUGUGACCAGUGCCAGACGGUUAAGGAGUACCAGCCGUCGUCCUGCCGCCUAUGGCAAUGUCCCAUCUAAUAGCGUCCAGAGCCAGGUUUCAAAGGAAGUUCUUCUACAAGACACGUUGCUGAGAAACUUGGACAGCGACCUGUCUGAGGAAGUUGUGUACAAGACGAGCAGUCUCAGGGACGAGUCUGAGCUGUAUUCCGAAUCAGAGCAACCUGAACACAACGGCACCGCCAAGUCACAAGUGGUCACUUCCAGGAAAAGUAAAAGAUGGCCAUGGCGGUUAUUCUCCAUGUUCUGCUGCCUUGUGGUUGUCAGCAUGCUCGCCGUUCUGCUUGUAUGUCUUUAUAUUGUACUGCAAGAUAUGCACUAUGGAAAAGAGAGUGAAGAAGAAGUGAAAACCAGUAUGUUAGGGUUCUGGAGUCUGCUGGUCUUGUCAUUGGUUGCUGGCCUCUCUUGCUGCAGCUUCUCUUGGACUGUCACCUAUUUUGACUCUUUUGAGCCAGGAAUGUUUCCCCCAACUCCUCUUUCUCCUGCACGUUUCAGGAAGAUUACAGGCCAUUCUUUCCACGUGGGUUACACCAUGGCCAUAUUAAACGGCAUUGUGGCCGCUCUCACUGUUCUCUGGUGUCUGCUCUGAAUGUAUAGAAUGUUCUUCAAGGAUCUCCAGUUUUCUACUUACAAGGAAUGUCGCCUUCUUUGAAAUCCAUGAAUGGCAUCCUAAAGGGGACUGUCAGGUGUGCUAAGGAGCAGGCAUCAUUUCAGCAAAUACCUUUUCAAAUGCACCAAGUCAAUUAUGGUGCUCCCAAGAAGUCACCCUAAUCUGGGCUGCAAAAUCCAUUUUGGCCUUGACUCCAGCUCUGAGUUAAACCCUGCUGUUUAACAAUCUAUGUCAGAGCCAAAGUUGGCUGCUCUGAUAUUGUAGUGUUGAAUAGCGGUAGUGGAUCAUAGCCUAA